Molecule: messenger RNA, 2576 nt
Organism: Gallus gallus (chicken)
Lineage: Eukaryota; Metazoa; Chordata; Aves; Galliformes; Phasianidae
Product: probable 2-ketogluconate reductase-like
Exons: 6
Coding region: 234-1220 (328 amino acids)
Cellular component (GO): cytosol
Molecular function (GO): NAD binding; hydroxypyruvate reductase [NAD(P)H] activity; glyoxylate reductase (NADPH) activity
Source: RefSeq, a predicted model, not a curated record
AGCAUUUUUCUAAAAUACUUAGACACAGUAAUUUGUGAUUGUGGGUCAGGACAGGAGAUUUAUACGCCAAACAGUUUACGGCCUGAAACUCAGUUAUUAAUAAGAAAUAUCAGCAUGUUAUAAGCCUGGUGACAGUGACCUUACAGCCUGUGAGGGACAGAACUUGUUCAUACUUCCUUAUAUGAAGACUAGGGUGUUUUUGUUGUUGUUGCUGUUUGUUUGUUUGUUUUAUCAUGAAGGGAGAGGAGCUGCCUGGGCUUUUGGUAAAUGAAAUUGGAGGAAUGCAUGGGAUACUGCAUGACCAUGUGGAGUUCCUGAAGAAGCAUUUCUGCCUCAUCACUAUGAAGGAAUUUCUUGAAAACAAAAAGAAUAUGAGUAAAAAGGUCCAAGCAGUCUAUCUGUGGUGGCACAAACCAGUCAUUGACAAAGACCUCCUCCAGAGCCUGCCAAACUUGAAAGUGAUUGCAAAUUCAGGAGUAGGAAUGGAUCAUCUGGAUCUGAAACUUGUAGCUAGCUUUGGUGUGAAAAUGGCUAAUGCUCCAUGUGCUGUUUCCAGUAGCACAGCAGAUACUGGGAUGGCUUUGCUGCUGGCAUCUGCUAGAAGACUAGUAGAAGGCUAUCAUGUUGCUGUUUCCCCGGGUAUGGAGUACUGCGAAGCUGAUUUUCUUGGAGUUGAAGUUACUGGAGCUACUCUGGGGAUCAUUGGCAUGGGCAGCAUUGGGUAUAAGAUUGCUCUGAGAGCCAAAGCAUUUGAAAUGAAGAUUUUGUAUCACAACAGAACACGGAGGAAAGAGCAGGAAGAGCAAGCUGUUGGUGCCCUUUACUGUGAAAAGAUAGAUGAUUUGCUCUGCCAGGCAGAUUUCGUGAUGGUGGUGGUGAGCCUGACACCUCAGACACACAAGCUGAUUGGGAAAAGAGAGAUGGAACUGAUGAAACCCACAGCUACUCUCAUUAACAUAAGCCGAGGUGCAGUGGUGGACCAAGAGGCGUUGGUGAUAGCUCUGCGCAGUGGUGUUAUCAGGGCUGCAGCUUUGGAUGUCACCUACCCAGAGCCACUGCCCAGAGAUCAUCCAUUAUUAAAAUUGAAGAAUGUAAUUAUAACACCUCACCUUGGCAUUAAAACAGACAAGGCUACCCGCAUGAUAACAGAGGAAGCAGUUGAAAACAUAUUAGCAGCUCUUGCUGGUCUUCCCAUGCCUAGUGAAGUGCACCCUAGCUGAAGAACAAAAGGAGCUCUACGUAUUUUUUCUUUUUCUUUCCCCAAUCAGCUCUAAAUACUUUUCUUCUUUUUUUUUCCCCCCAUUAAGAGACACCUGUUCAGAAUGGGCAGGGAGAACUCUGGCCGAGUCUCACAUGUAAUGAGACCUUUACAAUUUUUUAUUUCCUUCUGGAGGAACAAACUACUCUUCACUUUCAGCUAUGGAUAAAUGCAUGCAAGCUUUAAGAGGCUCUGGGAGAAAUAACUUCUGAUUGUCUACUUAUUUGCAGUUUUUGAAAGGCUCCCUAGAAAUGAUGUUUUAAUUUGCUUACUGGUGAGAGAAACAGGACUUCACAAGAUGUAACAGAUCACUUCAUAGUUAUUUUUAUUUAGUUAUAUUUUAUUAAAAAUAUUUUUGAAUGUGAGCUUUCCUGGGUGAUAGAUCCUCUCUGUUACCAAUACCAAUCAUUUUAAAGGUGCUACCACGUAGUCAUGAGACAACAAAAAAUCUCUUAACAUUCUGUACUAUUCUUAGAAAACUUUGGAAAUAGUAUGCCAGACUAAGGGAAAGAGUUAAUACAAAGGGGAAAAUAGCAAUUUUACAUCAGUAUUUAAAAAAAUGUAUAGGAGUCCUAAAGAAAAUGUCUGUUUAGAUUACAUAGUUCAUUCAUAUUGUAUUGGAUAUCAAAACAAACAAUGCAAGCUACCUGCUAGACCUUCCAUAUGGAAGUCUCCUUUUAAAGUAGCACCUGAGACCUGAAAUGCUGAGGCAAAAAUCAGUUUUCAGAAACAUACUCAGAAUCAUUUAUUCAAAGCAGAUGAUCUGAGCUGACAGUUUGAAGUACUAGUUGCAGACAACAGCACUAAUGAAAAAGACUCCAAGAUGGACAUGUUGCCAUGUUUGUAAUACCAAACUUAUUUGAAGUCUACCUUUAAUAUUUUCAACUUAGCACAAAAUAUUCAGAAGAAUGCUUGUAGGACUCCAGCACCAUUCUGUAACUCAGAAGGAACACAAAAAAUAUUUUUGAAAAAACAAACACCAUUAAAAGCCCAAGUCAAUCAGAUGCCCUUUGUGUCAUUGCUUCUGCAAGAAUAUAUUUGAAGCAAGAUACAACAGUGUGCAUCAGUACUACGAAGAUUAAAAAUAGCACCUUGACAAAUUGUUUUUAAGACUGCAAUUAUCAUAGUAAAAAAGCAAUAUGCCAUGGCUUCACCACACUAGAAACAGCAUCUUUAAUACAAUUAAUUAUUUCAAAUUCUGCAGGAAAACUGUCUCUUUGAAUAGAAGAACCUCCCUAGAGAAAAGAGAUUAGCCCCACUAACACUUAUGUACACUCUGUUGUCUUAAAAUACAAAUAAACUACCAAUACACAACUCA